AUGGGGCCGACUAUGCCAACGUCCAGCUCUUCAUUGCCUCAGAAUCCGCCCAAUUUGCUAGAUGCGAUUACAAAGAGCAUCCAACAACUGCAGGAAUUGCAAGUUCAAUCCUUUAGAAAGGAAGAAGAUGGGAGCCCGGAGCAGGUGAAGUCCAGUAUCCCUGCGCUUCCAUCACUCAAGGCACCACAAGGAGAUGCUGCGGGAGUACAACUGCAAGAUUGGUUGUCCUUGGUGAGCACGUGCAUGCAAGACCUGUCAGCGUCGUCCGGUGCUUGGUGGGAGGAUGUGGUUAGAGAGGUUGGAGUAGCGUACGCAAGAUGGUUGUCUGCUACCCCUCUAGAGCGAUUGCAAAUCUACCCGCACAAGGACUCGGUCUACACCACCGGUCGCUGGACACGGAUCAAUGCGCGAGCUUGCACUUUGGUCUUGGCUUCACUUGAUGAUGCAGUCAAGGAGGAUCUGGUUGGAAGAAGAUCGACGCAGAGCAUGGUCGCUUUGCUGUUUAGGCUCCACACGGUGUAUCAGCCGGGCGGCCCACACGAGAGAGCGAAGAUCCUGCAAGUCCUUCAGGACCCUCCGGUUCCGGAGACAUUGGCGCAGUGCCUCGCGACGCUGCGGACGUGGCCGAGAUCGAUGCAGCGCUGUGAGGACAUGGGCAUGACACACCCAGAUGGUUCUGUCUUGGCCAAGGCUCUGACGGCUGUAACGGCAAAGUUCCUUUCUGGGAGCCAAGACGCCAGUUUUCGGACUCAGCUGCUGAGGUCGACGUUGCGAAUUGAUGGGCAGCCUUCAGUGACCAGUGUCCACCAGUACCAGCAACACUUGCAAGCGGAGAUCGAGAACCUUAUAGCAGCGGGAGGGGAUCAUGGAGCAGGAAAUCCAAAGCUUCGAGCAGUGAUGCCAAAAUCUGGAGCCGAGCAGGGAGAUCUUCAAUCGCCAACAAAGGGAAAACCUGCAUGUAGAUACUUCUUCAAGACGCAAGGAUGCCGACGAGGAGCCAAGUGUCCGUAUGGCCACGACGUGGGGAUGUUGAGCAAGGGAGAAAGAUCAAAGAAGUGUUUGGUUUGUGGCAGUGAAGAACAUCGGCAACGUGAAUGUCCUACCACAAAGCCUCAAAAACCUCCCAAAGCUCUACCCGAUGGAAGCCCCAAGAGUACAUCCUCGACUACCCCCUCUACGGCACCACGGGCGCAACAGGUCACAUUCGAAGAUCAAAUUCCCCCGGAAGUGGGACCGCCAAUACAGGGAGAUCCAGUAUGGACCAUGGAAGCCUUGUUAAAGGCAGCCGCCCAGGUCGUCCAGGCGACCCCGACAUCUUCACCUCCGGAGCCAAAAGCGCCAAGUAUGAAGGUAAUGACUUUGAAGAAGAACGACACGGCACACCUGGAUGUGGAGGAUGUCUACGCCUUGAUGGAUUCCGGAGCCACGCAUCCCCUUCGGCGAGCUUGGACAGAUGAAGAAUGGUGGGAAGCCUCGCCCGUGAUAGUGACCUUGGCUGGGGGGGAAAGUGUGUCGCUGAGAAUGAAUGAAGGUGGAACCCUCUUGGUCCCAUCAACUGGGAAAGAAGGGACAGCUCCGAUCGUGCCCCUUGGAUCCCUGGUGCAGCAACUGGGCUACACCCUAGAGUGGAACUCGAAGAAGUGUCGGUUAGUGGGUCGAGCAGGUGAUGUACACCAUCUUCGAGUUCGUAAUGGAUGUCCGGAGGUUGCUGAGUGUCAAGCCCUCAACCUUAUUGCCAGGCUCGAGGAGGAGAAGUUGAACAGCUUGAAGACCAACGUCGCCAACACCCAAGAGAGAGUUCGACAGGCUGCGGUGUCUUUGAACAAAACAUGGUUCGAUCACCUGAUUCAGUUCUGUCGCAGUGAUCGAGCCACAGACGCCGUGCAAGCAGUUGGUGAAGCCCCCUUUUUUCAGGAGGUGCCCUUGCCUGCCAAGCAAGGACUCACUGAGGGAUAUCCUGAAGGUAACGGCUGGGACGCGCUCAGAGGCCUGACACAUCUCAACCGAAGAACCAGGAAGCGGCUUCACGAGUCAGAACGGUGGAUUGUGCACCUCUUUGCUGGAAAACAACCCCGAGAAGAGUACAAGUACCUGGAGAAGAAUGGCUAUGUGCUCCUGGAGUUGGACAUCGAAAGGGGGUCUUCCCACGACAUAAUGAACCCAGCGGUAUGGAGGGCAUUGGAGUGGGCGGCACGGAGAGGAAAAAUCAGCGGGGUGAUUGGAGGACCACCGUGUCGAACCUAUUCUUUGCUGAGAUACAAAUCCCCGGGUCCCGCUCCUGUGCGUUCCAAUGACUACCCGUACGGUGGCUGGGAAGGUCAAUCGGCGGCGGAUGAAAGCUUGGUCAUAAAGGACACUGCCUUGUACGUGCGGAUGAUCUACCUGCAUGCUUUAUCUACGGCGGGGAAAGUGGUGGCCAAUCCAAGUCCAGAGCAGAACAGGGAAGUUGCCUUCUUGUUGGAACAGCCACGGGACCCUCAAGAAUACUUGCCUUGGGACCACGAGCUCCAUGCUCGAGCAGUGAGCUUCUGGCGAAGUGGAAUGUGGCACAGCUACGCUCAAGAAGCUGGCCUGGCAAUGUACUCCCUGGAGCAGGGCGCUCUCGGACAUCAAACGCGAAAGCCGACCACGCUGGGAACGAACCUUGUCGCCCUCAGUUACCUGAAUGGAGUGAAGACCGAAGGAGAUCUAGAUCCGUGGUCAGGACAAUCACAUGAGCUGGCGGCGUGGGCUCCAGAGCUGGUGGAGGCGAUCGUCAAGGCAUUGAUCAUCCAUGGAAAAGUGCCCCGGAUGUUGGCUAUGUCAGUAGAGCAAUGGAAGGACCACGUUCGAAGAGGGCAUCUCCCAUUUAGGAGGGAUUGCCUGACGUGUGUGCAGGCCGGCGCAACAGGAAGGAGGCAUUCCAAAGUCGAACAUCCCGAUGCCUUUGUCCUCACGGCAGAUUUAUCUGGCCCGCUGAAGCAGCACGGACUAGAUUCACAUGGGAGAGGUCGUGCCCCAAAGAAGUUCCCCUACCUCUUCGUGGCAAAGCUCAAAAUACCCCGAAGCUUCGUUGAUGAUGGACGAGGCGUGGGAGUGGAAUUUGAGUUGCCGGAAAUUUCUCGGGAGGAAACAGAGGAGCCGGAUGAUGGUCUAACCACUCACCAUGAGGAGAAUCCAACUGCUUCAGGUUCUGGAGAUGGUCAUGAAGAAGGAGAAAUGGACGAGGAGGAGGAGGAGCAGCCAGAAGGUUUCAUUGAGGUCGAGCAAAAGGACUCAUCAGCCGGCAACCGCGUGAUGUUUGAAGAUGACCAAACGGCCCCCGAAAUGGUGACCUUGAUCUUUGCCAAUGGCCUGGGAGACAACAAGAGCGCUACAGUUCUAGAAGCCAUUCAAGAUGUAGUGCACUACGCCCAAGCCUACAACAUCCCGAUCUUGAGGUUCCACUGCGACAGGUCCAUGGAGUUCUUCGCAAAAGGGUCAAGGCGGUGGAUUAAGGACCAAGGGAUAAGAAUGACAAGCAGCGAAGGAGGAGAGCAUCAGUCCAAUGGAACCGCAGAAAGCACGGUGAGGUGGGUUAAACAGAGGGCAAGGACACUGCUAGCCGGAGCUCGACUACCUCAACAAUUGUGGCCGAGUGCAGUCCAGUAUGCUUGUGCCCAACAGCGUGCUAGUGUACUGGGAUUUGAGACGAAGCUGGCCGCCCCCUUCGGAUCCAAGGUCCUCAUCAAGAAGAAAUCCUACGUCGGGGCGCACCAUGGUGGAAAAUUGGAUGACUUAGCGCCACGGUGGGAAGAGGGCUACUACCUGGGUUUGUCGGAUACUGUAAGUCCCCUGGAAAUUGAAGAUGAGCUACGAAAGGAAGCAGAGAAGGUCCUGCAAGACUGGAACAUUGAAAGAGCCGAAGACCUGGUGAUCCAAGCUUGCGCACUACUUCCUAACGUGGCCAAUAAGUACGGCGUGUUCCGACAUGGAGGUGUUAUGGGACUGACGAGGGCAUCCUACGAGUACCCAUGGAUUGCCAAGGUGAUGGUCAGAAUCAUCCAAGAGGUCGAUCCGGAUGCAGAGUUCGCGUCGAUCUACUUGUCGGUGGAUGGGGAUAAAGGCCUUCACAUGGAUUCCCGCAACGAAGCCGGAACAUAUAACUACGUGUACCCCCUCCGACUUCCACGCCGAGGAGGAGAUCUAUGGAUUGAGCUGUGCAAUGGAGAUGUGAUUGCCGGAAAGAUCCUGGAGCUCAAAGAUAAGGCAGGCAAAUCUCAUUAUGGAACGGCGUUGGGAUUGAAGGAGAGUGUGCUCAUGUCGUUCAACCCGAGGAGGAGACACGCUGUGAUGCCAUGGAACGGAGGUCCUGGAGAUCGUAUUACAAUCAUCGGUUACACGCCAGCGAGAGUGGGCCGACUUACGACUGCAGACAAGGACCAGUUAGCCUAUUUAGGCUUCAGCGCGCCUGUGGACCUAACCGACGACGUGGUUGCUAUGAGAGCCAUGAGAGUAGCAGCCCCCAAGACCAUCAUCGAGGAAGAGGUCCAAGACCUAUGUGGUGGUGGAUGGACAGAAAGGGUUAGGACUUCAGAUGGGACGCUGUUGUUCAUGGUGGAUUGGAAAUUGCAGCGGGAGUUAGAUGGAGCUGCAAGCUUGGAGCCAGCGGACGAAACUGCGGGCGUGACCAGUGGCAUAGUGGAUGGGGCCGCCUUGGAACCUGGUGGCUCAACUGCGGAAGGGUCCCGAAAUGAUGCUCCGACGUCCAGCAGUGGCAUGGGAGAUCCGGAACCUCAAGCGGUGGUUCGAGAUGAGCGAGCGCCUCGGGCAGAAUACUCUUAUGGGACCAUGCCAAGAAGCCUGGUGAGCCAACAAAUGAGUGAUUUCGACGGCGCUGCAACUGGUGGUGGUGCUGCUGGUAGUGGAAAUAUGGCGCGGAACUUGGAAGCUGCAAGUGUGGGGAUGAGAGCUGGUGCUAAUGUAGACGCCCAAGGCGCCCGAAGCACAGUUGAUCCGGUGCACCUGCAACCACAACGAGACGCCGCGCUGGAAAUGAAUCCACUUCUGGUUGGCACUGAAGAGACAGGAGACAGAGAUGUGGGCUCGGCCGGAUUCAUGACGCCGAGAUCUUUGAGAGCGACUGGAGUGGAGCGCCAGUAUGGCUCCGUGGCUGGACAUUUCCAGCAAUUUUCACGUGGAGAAGGAGAACAGUGGCCACGAUGGAUGCAACGUCUGACGGACAUGUUCAGGGCCCCUCAAGUGCCAGCAACAUGGAUCCCCAGCCACUUGCCAUCUCCGAUAUCUGAAGUGAGGUCUAGGCAUGGAAAAAGCGACGGAGCUCGAGCGGCGCCAAGUCCUGACACGUUAGUGCAGGGACCACCAAUGGCUGUGAAGCCGCCGUCUCCGCCUAGUUCGUCCAGUGUGCCAGCCGAAGCUAUCCAAGCUGAAGUUCAACGUCAGCUGGGUGGAUUACUGGAAAGAUUGCAGCGGUCUGAGGCCGAGAAUGCCCGCUUGCAGAAGCAGCUGGAGCAACGAGAUCAAGAGUAUCGGACCGCAGCUGCUGCGCUUGCUCCUCGAGAUCAGCACGACCUUCAGAACAUCGAGAAGUACGGCGAGAUCUGCUAG
Symbiodinium natans is the source of this 5586-nucleotide messenger RNA. The record is from the annotation of a GenBank genome assembly. NCBI's taxonomy places the organism in Eukaryota, Dinophyceae, Suessiales, Symbiodiniaceae.